CAAAACGGACAGUCUAUCUUACAGUUAGACUUCUUACGUCUGCUGUCCAGGGCAAGUCCACUUCAGUCGCAUUCACAUCGUUCUUCUUCCACAACGGGCAGUGGAAGGCAACCAAGCCAACAACGCCCACAAGAAGCCCCGCGAUUACGUCGUUUCGUGGCGUCACCAUCCCGUACACGGUGGCAAACAGUUCCUCCCCGCCCAGUACCCUCGCGUCACCAGCAAGUUACCGUGAAGUUCAGGUUUUGACACCUCGCAAGCUCUUAAGAGUAUAUUCCCAGCUCGCAAAGUCGCGACUCACCACGCUAGUUGUCCUCACCGCAAUGGCUGGUGUUGCCCUUUCCCCUCUCCCCGCAACUGUGCCUGUACUCCUUUCGACCGCUCUGGGCACCGCUCUAUGCUCUGCGUCUGCAAACACCCUGAAUCAAAUCCAAGAAGUACCGUAUGAUGCACAAAUGUCCCGCACACGCAUGCGUUCACUCGUGCGUAAAGCUAUCAGUCCUCUGCGUGCUGGCGGCUUUGCUGUCGUCACAGGCAUACUAGGACCGGCUUUGCUUUGGACGAUGGUCAACCCAACCACCGCCAUAUUGGGCGCGGCGAAUGUUGCGUUAUAUGCAGGCGCAUAUACAUGGAUGAAGCGAACUAGUAUCUGGAACACAUGGGCUGGGGCGAUUGUCGGUGCCAUCCCACCACUGAUGGGCUGGACAGCAUGCGGCGGACAACUUCUGCCCUCGUCCUCGUAUCCCGUGGAAUUGUUCCUACCAUCUCUUCUCACAUCGACGCCAACUAUGGAUUUGUCUCUCAUAGACAACCCCUUAGCACCACUCGCGCUAUUCGCACUCCUCUUCAGCUGGCAAUUCCCGCAUUUCAACUCUUUGUCUCACCUCGUUCGCGGGUCGUAUGCGCAAGCGGGCUAUCAGAUGCUCUCGGUGAUCUCGCCCUCGAAGAACAGUCUCGUGUCGCUCCGGCACGCUCUCAUUUUGGGCUCGGUAUGCUCCGUUCUCAUCCCCAUCUCAGGUCUUACGACCUGGACGUUUGCCCUAACGAGCCUCGUCCCAAAUAUACUCGGAAUCCGAGCGAGUUGGGCCUUCUGGAGGUUCGGUGGGGAGAAGCAAGCGAGAGAGGUGUGGCAGCACAGUCUGUGGUACCUGCCAGUCAUUCUUGGCCUAAUGAUGAUCCAUAAGCGGGGUAUGGACUGGACGACAUGGUUUACGAGUGGAGGGGAGGCACAGGAGAGUGAGAUGUAGCUAAGCUUUGUUUGUGCUGUAUCGGCUAGAAUAUAUGCUACCAUACAGACAAGAACAUCCG
Messenger RNA from Phanerochaete carnosa HHB-10118-sp, 1308 nucleotides. RefSeq lists its product as uncharacterized. Gene Ontology annotation, cellular component: mitochondrion; membrane. NCBI's taxonomy places the organism in Eukaryota, Fungi, Basidiomycota, Agaricomycetes, Polyporales, Phanerochaetaceae. The transcript has a single exon. Gene Ontology annotation, molecular function: protoheme IX farnesyltransferase activity. Bases 456 to 1247 code for a protein of 263 amino acids. Gene Ontology annotation, biological process: heme biosynthetic process. The record is from RefSeq and is a predicted model, not a curated record.